Dermacentor albipictus is the source of this 4430-nucleotide messenger RNA. RefSeq lists its product as uncharacterized. Lineage: Eukaryota; Metazoa; Arthropoda; Arachnida; Ixodida; Ixodidae. The record is from RefSeq and is a predicted model, not a curated record.
GGCCCGCUACUCGUGUACCAGCGAGUGGAGGGCGCUACACUGUCGCCAGCGCUCCUGGAGCGAGGAGAGCUCGAGCGUCGCGCUCUUCGGCGCGCUUGUUGUAGGAGAGCGCGCGGCGGUUUCAGUUCGCUAUCUCGAGGCCCGGACUUCGCGAGACACGAGCCGCGGUUUCGCCGUGCUCGCCGUGCGCCGAACGACGGAGGCGGGCUUUUGAAACGAGCCACGCUGGAGGGAACGCGACACGGUGUCUUCUCUCUUGUCUUGCGACCAGCGAAGUCGAGGCCUCCAGGUGUCUGUGCUGAAGGUUCGAAGAGGAUCGCCGAGGCACGACUGUGCGCGUCUUUCCUUCGAUUCUGUGGGGGCAGGAAAUAAAAAGAGCUGCUCCAUCCGACUAGUGCCGCAGUGACGGUGUGCUGUCAAUUUCCCCUCCGUCUCCGGUGAACAUUGUGUUGUACUGUUUGAGGAACUUCUGGUCCCCGGAGCGGUGCUCGGCGCCUGGUCCAUCGCCGGGAAGCUCUUCUACUUUUGAAGAGGUUUGCCACAAAAAGAGAGGAGAAUCCAGGGGGACGCAACCGGAGCUUGCUCGUGCAGGAACGCCUUCCAGACUGACCAAGCUUCAGGCGAGGAAAGCGUGUUGCUGCAGGUGGAACCUGAUCUUGUGACGGGUGGCGGGAGGAGGCGGGGAAGAGGCCCCUGCAUGAAGGAGAGUGAGCAAGAACCCGGCGCCAGGCCCAGGCCGAUCUGAUGUCAUGGCGGGCCCUUGCCAGAGGCCCACGGGCGCUAAGGCCGUCGCACGGGGAAUCCUCAUCGCUUGGCUACACGGCUUCGUGACCACGGUGUCCGCCGUGAAGCUGGUCAACGUGGACAUCCCGUCCCCGACCACGCUGGGCGAGACGGUGGGUCUGAGCUGCAUCUACGAGCUGAACGGCGAUCGGCUCUACUCGGUCAAGUGGUACAAGAACGACGUCGAGUUCUACCGCUUCGUGCCUAACGACUGGCCACCGGGACAAUUCCUGCCCCUGCCGGGCGUCGACGUGGACCUGGCACGAUCGGGGCGGACGUCGGUCUAUCUGCGUAACGUGAACCUACACAGUGCCGGUACAUACCGGUGCGAGGUGUCUGCGGAGGCUCCUUCCUUCGACACUGUCGGCGGCCAGAAGGACAUGGCCGUGCUAGUACUUCCGACCGAGGGCCCGCGCAUCACGGGGGGCCAGGCGCAGUACCGCAUCGGCGACACCGUGAGCGUCAACUGCACCUCGGCCAAGUCGAAGCCCGCCGCCACGCUGCGCUGGUACGUGAACGACGUGGCCGUGGCCGGCGCCGACGGAACCACCGAGUACUCGACCACGCUGCACGCCGACGGCCUGGAGACGGCCUCGCUCGGCCUGCGCUUCGUGCUCACCGAGGACCACUUCCGGGGCGGCAACAUGAAGCUCAAGUGCACCGCCACCAUCUCCAGAGUCUACACGAUGAGCAACGAGGAGCUCGUGUUCGGGUCUUCCUCGUCCUCCGGAGGCCGCCACCAGAAGUCCGGACUCCACAUCAGCGAGAACACGAGCCGAGUGCGGGACGCCUCAACCACUCUGUCAGCGCCGGCAGCCGUGCUGCUACUGUUGGUCGCAUUCGCCGUACAACUGCUCCCGGUCCCAGUGGUGCAGGUUGCUACGGUGUCGACAAGGACGCAUUUGUGAUACCGCUUACCUGUGGCUCUCUAGUGUCCUGCGUGGUGCGACCACGAAAAAAAGAAAGAAAAAACAAACUCUCACGCCUCGGACAUGCGACAUGGACUCAACGCAAGGCCUAGACAGACCGCGCUAGUACGCGCGCCAACUGCUUUGCUCGUUGCUCCACGACGAAGCUCCGCAGUGUACUUGAAUUAGAAAGCGAAGGAUUGAAGAGUCACCUCAAAGACAAUCUCCACUUCACCAUCAGAUGCACCGGCUGCUUCGGCGUCCUGCGCCCUGCACCUUCUUACAAGUCCCUCGCGACUUCACCGCACAAGCCGCUUCCCACAAUUUUUUUUCCCGAGGAGGCUCUGUUUCGAGACCGCGAGCUUAGAACUACGGGCUGCCACGUCAGAAGGGUUCCAACUUUCUAAAGGCAUCCGGCAGACAGGGUUCAACUCGGAAAAAGAAAACCACACAAGUGACGCAGUGGUGGUCGUAUGUUGUAAGAAAGAGAAGUAACUCAGCCGCACCGCAGCGACCCUUCUGGAGCUCGGGUACGUACGCGUGGUCUAUACGCGAGGUUGCUGUGCCUAUUCCGGUUGAAGGGAGCCUGUCUUUCAUCGCACUCAUGACUUGGCUUCAGUAGACGACAUGGUGAAACAUGAACUGUUGUCGGUUGGCUGCCUCUAUGCGCAAAGAACACAUUUCACAAGUGAGUUGCGCUUGUGGGCUAAACUCGUGUUAUGGUGGCUAUGUAGAGAAGCGUGUCUGUUGAAGGAGGGAGAAUAGGGGGUGGCUGCUUGGAGAAACGAACGAAUGUGUGGAGAGAAUCUUCAGCGGUUCGGAGCAGUGUUAGCGACAGCAGCGGUGCAGCUGUGUUGGGGAAUGAAAUCACCUUGAACAAGUGCGAUCAUUGCGAGCCUCGAGAUUGCACUGACAAUGUCUCGGUCCCGAGUUGCGGUGGUUUGGAAGUUGCUGUUGAUCAUAAAAGGCGAUACGGAACAGUUGUUGGACACAUUUUUUUUCAGUUUUUGCUUGUGCGUUGUACUUGCGCUCUUCAGCUGGAAAGUUUUUGAAGGUGAAUCAAAAUGAACUAGUUUGACUUUCUGUUCAUUUAAUCAUAAUUUUCCGGGCACCGUCUGAUGCUAACGUUUCAGGCAAUAAAAUGUGGUGGUUCGGUAUUAGUAACAUGUACAGCUUUAAAAUAUUUGGGAAAAAUUGUUAGGCGUAUGUUUAGUAAAUUAGAAAAACAAGGUUACAUUAAUAAAAUAGAGAUAAAAAAUUUCGCGCACUCUCCCUCUCUCAAACACCUUUCAGGAUACAUUCCUUAUGCCUCAAUGAUGCGCAUUUUGUAUGGCACUAGACAUUCAGUAGACAUGCUGUUAACCCUGCGCUUCUGUUGUCCUGUUUGUUUUCUUCACGGGAAUCGCCUACAGUGUCCUUGUUCCAUUCUCGCUUUUCCUCUAUGACCAAUUUUUAGCCACUCCAGGAAAAUUGGCGUACGAGAAGACGCCUUCAAAGUACGAUAAACGUAAAGUAUGCUUCGGAUAGUAUACCCGAUUCAUAACCACCUUGAGAGGAACUUUAGACCCUUUUGUUGACACAUAUCCACAACGUCGUCUAUUUAAAGCACUUAUUUGAAACUUCCCACUUAGUCAUCAUAUUAGAGCGUAGAGCUGUGAUGUUCACGAAAUCAUACCGGCUAACGACGCUUUACCUCCCCGUCGCUUCAAUAACGUAUAAAAGUGGCUCUGAUUUCAAGUUUGCUUCACCUGUGGUUAUUUAACGUUUCCUCAGCUACUCGUUAGUGCUUCUUCUCCUCCAUUUAUUCCUGCUGAAACGAAAAAUUGUCCGACCACCAGACCGCAGCACGAAGUACAAAGGAAGCUCGUAGCUUUGUAGCUUCGACAGGUGGAUGACAGAUUCUCUGUCAUGGACUUACCGCCACCUUGCGGGAUUCGGCUACUGUUAUUCGCCGCUUGUUCGGACUUGCCACGAAUACGAAUCGCCACCAAUAUACAUGUUCUUGUUUCUAGAUCCCUAGUUUCGUGGAGCUUAGUGGACGCUUUAUAAUCUACGGCAAGUAUAUUUCCAGUUCCGGAGCGGUCAUUUACUCGAGCUCAAUGCAGAGUUUUGCAAUAGCUUUGUGACGCUGUGAGAAGGAUCUCAAUAUUAUCUACCACCGCUAAACCAAGGGUGAUACUUUCUAGCGUGUAAUAUGACAAGAUCGUAAACAAUCAAGCACUACAUUUGAAACAAACCACGCGCCUUUAUUUGUGACUGCGGCCGGUAAUUGCUAGAUGCUUUCGUUCCCUGAAGACGCUCUUUAAUAUCACACAGUGGAACCCACCUGACGAUGCAGCCUGUGCAAAUGCGGCAAGCAAAAGCAGUACCGUUAGGUGCGUACUUUAAGCACACCUCUAAUGUUUUACGAAACAAUACCGGAGUUUAAGAUCUAUAUUUUCUUGGUUAAACGGAUCACUUACUUCUUGCGCCACGGGGACAGCUGCUCUUAUAAAUAUUGUAAAUAAAAGAGAAAGCGUACACCUUUAUGCUCACGCACGGUACAUAGGGUAUGUAUGACAGGAAGACACGUGACGCCUUCCGACGCUCACCCAAUGACAUGCGAGCACAUCACGCAUGCGCGGAGUGUGUGAAUAAAGAGAGUUGUUCUUCGCACUAGUGGCCGCCUGACACUUGAUCCCGCAGCAUCUUGCUGGUGUCGACGUAAAGCGCGGCACCAAAUCUUUGGGCAAUAAAAUG